This is a messenger RNA of Dermacentor andersoni, 2613 nucleotides long. It is a transcript of the gene Snap29, whose product is annotated as Synaptosomal-associated protein 29kDa. Gene Ontology annotation, biological process: synaptic vesicle fusion to presynaptic active zone membrane; exocytosis; synaptic vesicle priming. NCBI's taxonomy places the organism in Eukaryota, Metazoa, Arthropoda, Arachnida, Ixodida, Ixodidae. Gene Ontology annotation, molecular function: SNAP receptor activity; syntaxin binding. Gene Ontology annotation, cellular component: SNARE complex; plasma membrane. The record is from RefSeq and is a predicted model, not a curated record.
AAGGUCACGUGCUAGUCAAAAUUAAAAGAUGGCGAGCGCUGGACGAGGAAAGACAGCUGCGAAUCCGUUUUUAGAUGACGAAAUUGAAGAUGUGGACGACUUCACUUUCCUCAACAGCGCCCGCAAGAGCAGUUCGCCGUACUCACUUGGCAAUGAGCAAAAUCUCCGCAAUCAGCAAUGGGAGCAGCAGCGCGAACAGCUACUGCUCGAACGUCAGCAGCUGGAAGACAGCAUCCUGCAAAGCUCUAAUUCGGCCGUGCGCGUGCUGUACGACACGGAACAAGUUGGCAUAGCCACUGCCGAGGAAUUGGCGCACCAAGGUGAACAGCUUAGAAAUGUCGACCGUAAACUGGACACCAUCAACACGAACCUCAAAGUCAGCCAGAAGCACCUGAAUUCCAUGAAGAGCAUUUUUGGAAGCAUCAAGAGCUACUUUCGCGGCGGCAGCAGCGCUGAUGCCUCCAGAAAUGUGGGCGCAACUGCUGGAUUUGGAAUCGAUGAAGAAGAAGAAGAGCGCCCUGCAACCGAGCUCGAGAAGACAUUGAACAAGGUGAAACAGGACAGCAGCACGUCGAGGCCGUCCACGCAUCCAGCUUUUCGGGUUCGAGGCCUGGACACCUCUGGAUUCGGGGCUGGCUUUGAGGAUGAAAAGGGGGACUUCGCUGUGCGACCCCAGCAGGCACCUUACAAGAGUCGUACAGCUGAAGUUGAGCAAAAGCUGGACUCGAACCUCGAGGAACUGGGCAGCGGUUUGGGAAGACUGAAGUUUCUGGCGCAAGGCCUUGGCAAGGAGCUUGACGACCAGAACGAGUUGCUUGAUAACCUGACAGAGAAGACGGAUCUGGCCGAAGGAACCGUUGUGCACCAGAACAGUCAGAUCAGGCGAAUCCUCAAGAAGUGAACGGAACCACCACAGCAAACGGUAGCCAAGUCUGUCCGUGACAAGGUUGACACACUGGUGUGAAAGGCUUACAAGAACAGUGUGGAAGAAACGUCACAAGAUUGUGUUACACCGAUGGAGUUUGUGGAGCUUAGAAGUGAAUACUCUAGGAAACUAUGUUCAGUUGUUCCAGAAUUUUGUAUUUAAUCGCCACUUUGCUGCGAAACACGGGACUUGAAUUAAAGCAGUUCACAGUCAAACAUUACUGCAACACUGUAAAUAUUGCAAUAGAAGUUUGUCUCCAAGUGGUCAAGGCUGCAUUGGCUGAAGUAUGCAAAAUUUUGAGAAUGUCUCAGUGCAAGGCAGAAGUGUUAGCACUUGCAUUAUUUUAUGUCAUCUAAAUGCUACAAUCAGUGUUAAAAAAGGUGUAACAUUUUGUUGUUGAACAUGAAAUUAUUUUAAAGUAACUCUUGGUUAGCGUUAUUCUCUUGUUAGCAUUUGGAGAAUGUGAUAGCAUAAUUGUCUUAGAUGACAUUAUUUAACUAGACCAAUUACUGGUUCUAAGAGCACUGGGAAACUUUGUUUUAGGAUGGGGUCUCUGCUGCAUAGGAAGCUACUUGGUGUACUAGCACUGUAGGUGGCAGCACUCCUUGAUUUCUUGGUACUCUUGGUGGCACCAGCUGAGACAAAUUACUAAUAAAAUCUUGUUGUUGUGGUGAUAUUUGGUUGUGCUCUUACAAAGAGAGCACAACUGUCUAGUCAGAGAGCCAUUGGCAAUGGCAGCUGAGCUGGAAUUUAUUAGUGCAGUUCACACGAACAUCAAGCACUUCGCUUUGUACACAGGCUUAAACAUUUCUUUCUUUGGAAGUUUCUGGAGCCAUGAUCGUCAAGUGUCUUUGAUGGCGUCUUCUGUACAAUGGCGUAGAAGGAAGAAAAAAAAAUGGUUUAAGUCAGGGUGGUAAAUACCUUAUUGAAUGUUUUAUAAGGAUGGUGGCAAAGGAGACAAAUCAGAGGCCAGCGAAGAACAGAGGUUGCUUGUAAGUUGUUGGCAACUACUACAUAGCAAAACUAAAUCUGUAAGCAGGAAAGCCCAUCUUCAAUGUUUCCAUGUGUUUCAAGCACGAGGCAGUCUGCCACAGAUGGUAUUUGUCGAUCUGAGUGAUAUUAUUAGAAGUGGUGUCUGUAAUAGACUAUGCUUCUUUCUGUUAUUUCUGAUGGUGGAGUGUCUUAUCUGUGCUCUGUACGCUUAGAGAUGACCAUAGUUGGUCCGAUCUAUGCAUGCACAUAAAACGGCUUUGUUUGUAUCCCCGUUUGCAGUGCUGCAGAAUUUGCAGUCUCAAUAAAUCGGUGUUAUAAGAAUGACACCUGUACUCUGUACAGUCCACUGUGUAGCUGUUCAUCACAUUUGAAUUUGGAACUGUGGUGUGAGCUUUCUGUUUUCAGUGAUUUGUUCAAGUUUAAUAUUUAGGAAGCUUGUUCUUCAGAAAUUACUGCAAGAAAGAUGUGAUGUGGUUUUAUAUAUGUAGGUUAUAUGCACACACCCAUACAUGUUUUGCUUGCAGGACAUACAACGAGCAUAUCAUUGCUGCAUGAAAAACUGUUUAAAUACAAUGUUUAUGUACUUUCCAUUCAAUACAGCAGAGGUGCAUGUCAUGCAGAACCUUUCAUUUACCCUACAUUCCACUAUCAGUGCAUUGUUCUUAUGCAAUAAAAUGCUGGUCGCCUAUUCUGUA